CUUCUCCAUGAUUUAGGAUUCUCCUCCUCUCCCAGGACUCGCAUUUCACUACAAUGCCAAACCUCCAUUUCGCUCUCACCCUUUCGCUUCUUCUACUUUCCAAUGCCUCAGCUGCACCUUCCACUACUCUACCCGCCAAGAUCGUAACUGGGUUUCUCUCAAAUGUCGUCCCCGCAUUCACCAAAUGGGUUUGGUCGCUCAAAGCACCCACCAAAACGGCGAUUGGUGCGAAGUCGAUGAUGAAGUUCGAGAGUGGCUACACUGUGGAGACCGUGUUUGAUGGAAGCAAGCUUGGAAUUGAGCCUCACGCGGUUGAGGUGUUGUCUAAUGGGGAGCUUCUCAUUCUGGAUUCUGUGAAUAGUAACAUUUAUAGGAUUUCCUCAUCGCUUUCUUUGUAUAGCAGACCGAAGCUGGUGGCAGGAUCCGCUGAAGGAUAUUCUGGACAUGUUGAUGGAAGGCUUAGGGAGGCUAGGAUGAAUCACCCGAAGGGGAUAACAGUUGAUAACCGGGGGAAUAUCUAUGUUGCAGAUAUAAUGAAUAUGGCAAUUAGGAAGAUUAGUGAUUCAGGGGUAACAACAAUUGCUGGUGGAAAAUGGAGCCGUGGAGGGGGGCAUGUUGAUGGUCCAAGUGAAGAAGCUAAAUUUUCUAAUGAUUUUGAUGUGGUUUAUGUCGGAAGUAGUUGUUCUCUACUUGUCAUAGACAGGGGGAACCAAGCCAUCAGGGAAAUCCAACUCCACUUUGAUGAUUGUGCUUAUCAAUACGAAAAUGGAUUUCCACUCGGAAUUGCAAUGCUUGUUGGGGCUGGCUUCUUUGGCUAUAUGCUUGCAUUAUUACAGCGUAGACUUGGUACAAUUGCAGCAUCUCAAGAUGCUGAGGGUCCAACAAUGUCUGCCGUUUCACCAAGUCCAUAUCAGAAGCCCUUAAAGUCUGUUAGGUCUCCUUUAAUUCCAUCCGAAGAUGAAUCUGAUAAGCAAGAAGAAAGUUUCUUUGGGUCCAUUGGGAAGCUUCUUGCCAAUACUGGGGCAUCAGUAGUGGAAAUAGUGGGAGGGGUAUUUCCUGGUUUAAGAACAAAACCACAGAUCUAUGAAUUUCAAAGCCAACCACUGUUCCAGCAGCCUCAAAAGCAAGUAAAUUCUUGGCCUGUGCAAGAAAGUUUUGUGAUUCCAGAUGAAGACGAGCCCCCUUCUAUCGACCUAAGAACCCCGACACCACGAAAAACAUACCCUUUCAUGUACAAGGAUGCAGAAAAAAUGCAACAACUAUGGCAAAGUCGAGCAUUAUACAACGGAUGGGAGGGAGAUCUUCAGCAGCAACAGCAACAACUAAAACAUCAGCAGCAGCAACAACAACAACAGUUAAAACAUCAUCAUCGCCAUCAGCACCAUUCAUCAAUUCCUCACACUUACUAUGAACAAAGCCAUGAGCAAACCAAUGAGAUAUUAUUUGGAGCAGUGCAAGAGCAGGAUGGGAAGCAGGAAACUGUAGUUAUCAAGCCUGUGGAUUAUGGUCAAUCUCUCUAUGAUCAUCACUAUAUUCGGCCUCGAAUCAGUUCCAUGGGCUAUAUCCACAAGUACUAAGUAUAUAGAAUCACAGAUUAUGAGUAAUGCAUCCCCAAUCCAGCUUUAAUUAGAAAGGGGAGGGUGAAAUCCAGUACAGGAAGUAUAAUUAAUAAUUUCUUUUAAACAGUAUGAUCCUUAUAAGGAGAAGCUGGUCAAUAGAAUGUUAACUGUUCGAUCAGUUUUGCCAAAUUGUAGGUCACUCUGGCCAUAUUUGAGGGUAAGAUCAACAAAUUUUGGCACGCUUUUUCUUCUGGUGAGAUCAUGUUUAAUGUCAAGCAGAAGUUCUCUGCCAUAAAAUAUAUGAUAUAUUGUAUUGAUACUUUC
Molecule: messenger RNA, 1883 nt
Organism: Cajanus cajan (pigeon pea)
Lineage: Eukaryota; Viridiplantae; Streptophyta; Magnoliopsida; Fabales; Fabaceae
Source: RefSeq, a predicted model, not a curated record